GGAGGCGGAGAUAGCAGCGGAGCAGGAACGGCGCUGGAAGGAGUGGGAGCGGGACAGGUCCGACGGGACGGGGGGAGCCCGGCUGUGCCCCCCCAGCAGGUACCGCGCGGGGAGCGCGGGGCCUGCCCGGGACGGGGUUCUGGGGCCGCGCGUGGGUUCGGGACGGCAGCCGCCUUCCCGUCCCCUCUGGAGCCAGACCGGCCACGCAGUCCCGCACCCAGCGCCGGCCGUGACCCGGGCGGCACCCCCCACCCAGGGAUAACUUUCCCCGUCACCCGUCGGUACAGGGGUCACUACUUCCCCCGUCACCCCAGGCCCCGCUGCCCAGGGGUUCGCAGCCAGCACGAUACCAUGGGACAGGCAAACGGGUCAUGCGACCGGGAAUAGACCAUCCGCACAAACUGCCUCCUCUCCCCGAGCUGUCGGACUUAUCCCUCAUGCCGGGGAAACUGAGACGCAGCAGGCGGGAGGUGCUGGGGGAGAAGCAGUGGCAGAGCCUGGAGGAGAGGGGAAGUGCCCAUCUGGGGCAGCCCAAGCUCACCAGAUCCAGGACCUAUGAGUCCUCUUGCAAGGAGACAGAGCAGGCAGCCACGGGCAGGCAGGGACCCCCAUCCCCCUCGCUGAGCAAGCAGGACAGCAGCUACCGCCGAGCCUUCGGGGAGCUCGCCGAGCAGGACGUGCUGCUGGGCUGCUUCUCGUGUGCCUGGCAGAGAGAGGUGCCCUACCACGGUCGCCUCUACGUGUCCUCCCGCCACAUCUGCUUCCACUCCAAUAUCCUGCUCAAGGACAUCAAGGCCGUGGUCCCUGUUGCUUCCGUCUCGGCCAUCAAAAAGACCAACACGGCGUUGCUGGUGCCUAACGCAGUCAGCAUCCGCACGGCAAAGGGGGAGAAGUUCCUCUUUGUGUCACUGCGCCAGCGAGAGGCCACGUACCAGCUCCUGAGGUCAGUCUGCAAACACCUGCAGGACAGCGGCCAGAGCCCUCGAAACUCAGUGAACAAUGAGGAAACCCUUAGGAAGUCUCAGAUCUCGAGCCUUUCAGACCCGGAGCAGAGCACCCUGGAGCCAAACAGCCUCCACGAAUCCCUGGAUGAGCCAAACCCAACAUCAAGGCAAGCAGAGGACGAGGAUGACGGGGUGGCCCUACUAGUUCCCAGCAGCAGCGAAUGGGUGCCCUCAGCAGAGACCUGUGGCAUCUGGGGGGGACCCCACACCGUGCUCCAGGCCUGGGCUACUGCACUUUGGUCCCGGAUAAAGCCCCAGCUGAGCCCUCUCAACAUCAUCAUCAUCAUCUACCUGCUGCUCAUGGUGGCCUUGCUGCUGUCCUCGGGGUACAUCGGUCUGCGCAUUGCGGAGCUGGAGCAGCAGCUGGCGUUCGUGGGGGCUUGGCCAGAUCUCAACCUGUCACAGCAGUACAAGACAACGUGAAGCCACCAAGGACCAUCACCAGAGCUCCAGUUGGGGGGUCAGGGCCUCUCUGAGUCCUUCCUUGGCCUCUCAGGGGUGGCUCUGUCACCAAGUGCCUUCCAGCCCAUCACAAUGCUUGAGAAGCCCACAUGGGCUGUGAGGCUCCAUCUCUCUCCCUGCUGUCUGCACACCCUGAGCAGCAGCAGAAGAGACCCAGGGAGCUCCCUGUGGGACAGAGCGGGGAAGGGGGUCUGGAGUCAGCACCAACCCCCACCCAGACCUGGCAGGCAAAGGGGGCCAAGCCCCAGGCAAGGCAGGGGCACAAAGAACGG
Molecule: messenger RNA, 1738 nt
Organism: Poecile atricapillus (Black-capped chickadee)
Lineage: Eukaryota; Metazoa; Chordata; Aves; Passeriformes; Paridae
Product: GRAM domain-containing protein 2B-like
Exons: 12
Coding region: 372-1427 (351 amino acids)
Source: RefSeq, a predicted model, not a curated record